This is a messenger RNA of Monascus purpureus, 1521 nucleotides long. NCBI's taxonomy places the organism in Eukaryota, Fungi, Ascomycota, Eurotiomycetes, Eurotiales, Aspergillaceae. The record is from the annotation of a GenBank genome assembly.
AUGUCCGCAUUGAACGAGAAGCAGCCGUCAAGGGAUGAUCCACCGUUGAAGGAUGAUGGGAAACAUUCUGAGGUGGUUUCAUCCACUUCCCUGGAGGCUCAGGGCAUCAAUGAGAAGGCGUUGCUUCGCAAGUUGGACCUCCGCCUGUUACCGGGGUUGACCUUGCUGUAUCUGCUGUCCUUCUUGGAUCGUAGCAAUGUCGGCAAUGCUCGUCUGGAAGGCAUGACAACAGAUAUCGACAUGACUGGCAAUCAGUAUCUGACUGGUCUGACGUUGUACUUCCUCGGAUAUGUCCUUUUCGAAGUGCCCGCGAACAUCGUGCUGAAAAGGACCACUCCGCGCAUCUGGCUGCCAACAGUCACUCUUCUCUGGGGCAUUGUCGCGACGCUUUUGGGCGUCGUCCAAAAUCUCUCUGGGUAUCUAUCAUCGCGCUUUUUUCUCGGUGUUGCAGAGAGUGGCCUGUUCCCGGGCGUGGUGUUUUACCUUUCCAUGUGGUAUAAACGCAAUGAACAACAUUACCGGGUGGCCCUGUUCUUCAGUGCUGCGUCUCUCGCAGGUGCCUUUGGUGGUAUUCUUGCAUGGGGCAUCGCACACAUGAGAGGCGUCGGUGGCUAUAACGGCUGGCGAUGGAUCUUCAUUCUGGAAGGACUGGCGACUAUCGUCGUCGCUACCAUAGCCUACUUUUUCGUCUACAACUACCCUUCCACCGCCGAAUUUCUGUCAGAAGGAGAGCGCAAAUUCAUACAGGACCGACUGAGGAGGGAUAAUGAUUCCACGCGAAAUGAGCAAUUCAGCUGGUCCGCGGUCCUGGAUGCAGUAAAGGACGUCAAGGUCUGGCUGUAUGGUCUCGGGUUUCACACCCUGUCUCUUCCACUGUACACGCUUUCUCUAUUCAUGCCAACAAUCAUCAAAGAACUCGGCUACACAGCUGCCCAUGCACAGCUUCUAACAGUACCUCCCUACGCAGUCGCAUUCAUUCUAACCAUCACUGUAGCCAUCCUGUCGGAACGCACCCGUCUCCGCGCCCCGUUCAUCAUGGGCGGCUCCCUCCUUGCAUGCAUCGGCUACAUCAUCCUCAUAGCAAACGACCCAGUCCGCCCUGGCGUGUCCUACCUAGGCACCUUCUUCGCAGCAGGCGGCAUCUACCCGGCUGUAGCGAUCGUGCUGUCCUGGCCUGCUAACAAUGUCUCGGGACAGACGAAACGCGCUAUCGCCAAUGCCAUGCAGAUCUCCAUCGGUAAUCUGGGGGCUGUGAUCGGAACGCAGUUGUACCGCACCGAGACCAGCCCGAGGUAUUUCCUGGGCCAUGGGUUUGCGUUGGGGUAUCUCGUUGCUAACAUCGUCGUCGUUGCUAUAACCUGGUGGUUUCUGAAGAGGGAGAAUGUAGCCAAGAAGGCCGCAAGAGAGGCGAGUGGGUUGCAGGCUUGGGGGGGAUCGGGGGGUGAUUUUGCUGGUGUGAUUGAUUUGGAGCAUGAGGGGUUUUUGGGUGAUAGAGAUCCCAGGUGGGUUUUCCAGACUUAA